AUUGGAUUUGUUGAUGAACUGGGCAGCUCUCACUAUUGAUGUGCUGGCAAUCCAUUGGCAUCGUUGCUACUUGUGUAUUCUUCCUUCAUUCCAAAACUCCCACUUCCAAGUUUCAGAAUUCAGAAACAUUGUUAAAUUGCAAAAAUUAAAAUAAAAUUUUGAGGGGAAAAUUGCAAUUUACAUCUUCAUAUUUUUCUUGGUCUUUUUGAAAUUUCUUUCUUUAUGUUAUCUUCACUACUUGUAUACAUUGAUCAAAGCAACCCACUAGAACAUCAUCUGGGUGGUCCCACUUUUCUUCCCAAAUAUGAACAAAUUUCUCCAAUCAUCUGCCCGUAACAGCUCCGUAUUAAUUCUGGGGUUGUAAUUUUGGUUCAAAUUCUUAGUUUAUUGUUCAAUUUUAGUGCAAAUGACUUUGGAUUCAAUACCUGGAAGUUCUGGGUAUUUAGAAUCAUUCCCAGAAAGAAGAUUUACAUAUUUCAGUAAUAAAUAUGUUCUGGGAUUGACUGUUGUUGCUGGAAUUGGUGGUUUGCUAUUUGGGUAUGAUACAGGUGUGAUUUCAGGAGCACUUUUGUACAUCAAGGAUGAUUUCGAAGAAGUCAAAAACAGUAAUUUCUUGCAGGAAACAAUUGUCAGCAUGGCCCAAGUAGGUGCAAUAAUUGGAGCUGCUACUGGAGGGUGGAUAAAUGACGCCUUUGGACGCAAGAAAGCUACACUAUCUGUUAUCGUCUUCGCAGCUGGUUCCGUUGUCAUGGCUGCUGCUCCAGAUCCUUAUGUUCUUAUAUUUGGACGCCUUUUGGUUGGUUUGGCUAUUGGAGUUGCUUCAGUUACUGCUCCUGUUUAUAUCGCAGAAGCAGCCCCUACUGAAGUAAGAGGAGGACUUGUGAGUACAAAUGUGCUUAUGAUCACCGGUGGACAAUUUCUCUCGUACCUUGUUAACCUUGCUUUUACCCAGGUACCUGGAACUUGGCGAUGGAUGCUUGGAGUAUCAGGCGUGCCAGCUGUGGUACAAUUCUUUGGUAUGCUCUUUUUACCGGAGUCCCCACGUUGGCUUUAUCUGAAGGGGGAGAAAGCCAAGGCUGUUGCAGUGCUUUCAAAGAUUCAUGAUCCGUUUAGGUUAGAGGACGAGGUGGAUAAUCUUGCUGCUGCAGCAGAGGAAGAACGUACAAAAAAGAAAGCCAGUGUCUGGGAUGUUUUUGGAAAUAAAGAAAUGAGGCUUGCAUUUAUGGUUGGAGGUGGUCUUCAGGCUUUUCAGCAAUUUGUUGGUAUUAACACAGUGAUGUACUAUAGUCCAACAAUUGUCCAAAUGGCUGGUUUCCGCUCUAACCAGCUCGCUCUUCUGCUCUCCCUCAUUGUUGCUGCCCUAAAUGCAGCUGGAACAGUUGUUGGCAUUUACCUCAUUGAUCGAAUGGGUCGUCGCCCAUUAGCCUUGAUGAGCCUCUCGGGCGUGUUUGUAUCCCUCAUAAUCUUGGCUAUUUCCUUCUUUCUUCAUUCCACUGGAGUCCUUGCUGUUGUGGGACUCGCCUUAUAUAUCGUUUUCUUCUCUCCUGGGAUGGGACCUGUGCCCUGGACUGUGAACUCCGAGAUUUACCCGCAAGCUUACCGAGGCAUAUGCGGGGGUAUGGCUGCUACUGUGAACUGGAUAUCCAAUGUUAUCGUCUCAGAAUCGUUCCUUUCAAUUGCUGAUGCUGCAGGUACCGGUGUUACUUUCCUUAUACUUGCUGGUAUCGCUCUUCUCGCGAUUGUGUUUGUAGCAUUAUGCCUUCCGGAGACAAAGGGAUUGGCGUUCGAGGAAGUUGAAGAAAUAUGGAAAGAGAAGGCUUGGGGCCGUUCAUCUAAUACCCAGAGACUUCUUGAAGGUGGAACCAGCCAUGAAAAUGAUGUAAAUAAUGGUGAAGACAAGUCCUAGUUUCCGUCCCAAGUUCUGUUGUUGAUCUAGGAGACUAAGACAUACUCGUUCUGAUGAUUCUUUUUCUCUCCAAGAAUGCUAUAUUGACCCUGCAAUUGUAUCCUUUUUUGUUAUUAUUAUUCCUAUAUUUCUGAUCAUGUAAUAUUGUUGUUGUUAAGACCACUAUUGUAUUUAUUUGCAUGUAAAAACUUGUUAACAAAAAGAAAGUGCAAUUAUAAUUGUUGGUAAGGUCAUUGAUAAA
Beta vulgaris subsp. vulgaris (sugar beet) is the source of this 2147-nucleotide messenger RNA. RefSeq names its product inositol transporter 1. Gene Ontology annotation, molecular function: myo-inositol:proton symporter activity. The record is from RefSeq and is a predicted model, not a curated record. Lineage: Eukaryota; Viridiplantae; Streptophyta; Magnoliopsida; Caryophyllales; Amaranthaceae. Gene Ontology annotation, biological process: transmembrane transport. Gene Ontology annotation, cellular component: membrane.